AUGCCGUGCUGCGGGGAUCGAGAGAAGAUCGGUGACAUCAAGCCGGAGCAAAUGUGGGAUUACAUUAACCUCAAUGACUUCAAGUCCACCUCCUGCCUAACCCCCUUCUCCUACGUGACGCUGUGGAUCUUUCUGCUCAUCUCCAUCGCGGUCUAUGCCGUCGACACUUUCACCGCCGUCAACCUGCUGGUCUUCUCGCGCUGGGCCGGCCAAAUCAAGCCGAGUAUCCCGUUCUCGAUUUCGCGGUGGAUCUUCGCGGUCUGCAUUAUUCUCUCGUUCGUCCUGCUGUUCUUCCGAUGGCUACACACCAUCCGUGUCAUACGAUCGGGAUCAGUCGCCGAAAGUUACCUGGACCCCUUGGCCGUCCGCAUCCAGAGCAUCCGUCUGGGAAGUGGAAAAGGCUGGAAGCGAUUCUUGGUCUUUGCGGAAUUGACCAAGAGUAAAAAAGGCGCCGACUACGUAGCCUUGUUUUCCUAUUUCUCCUUCGAAUCAUGGCUGCGUGUUGUUUUUGCGGAUGGGCCUCGCCAGGUGGUCAAUGCCAUUACUCUCUACUCGGUCAUGCAGUUGAAUCUCAUACCGGAGGGCAAACAUGCGGCCCCCGAAGGCACUUCGCCGAUCGUGCAGUUCUUCAUUAAUGUGAAAGCUCUUGCCGAGAAGAAUGAUCAGCAGGCAGUCGUUCUGGUUGGCAUGCUGUUCACGCUGAUUAUCUGGGUCAUCUCUAUUCUGAGCUUGGCGAUAUCGGUGGUGCUCUACAUCAUUUUCUUGUGGCAUCAUAUCCCCAGUGAGGAUGGGUCUUUGAAGCGAUACUGUCGACGCAAGAUCAACACGCGACUGGAGCGUAUCGUCAAACGCAAGGUGAACAAGGCUUUGGCGAAAGGCGUUGUUUUGCAGGACCGGAACCCAACGAAGCCUGCUAUUGCCGGAGAAGAUGCCAAGUCGCGACCUUUGGUCCCAACGUUGCCUUCUGUGGAAGAUAUCGACAGGAAGCCGCCGCUGUCACGACAGACGACCCAGAGUACUCUGCCGCCGUACUCAUCGCGUCCCGGGACUACUACUCCUAUGGAGAAGCCAGGCAUGCUGCGCCAGCCGACAUUGCCCAAUCUGGAGGAUGAUGGGCCAAUGUUGACCAAGACCACCACCCAGUCCUCCGCGUAUGCCGACUCGGCGCCUUUGAUGGGGAACGCCGAGACUAUGGGAUACAGUCCUCUGGACCGCCAAGCUUCUCCAGCACCGCCGUACGGAAGGCCUUACAGUCCGGCUUCGCGACCUCCCCCUGCUCAGAACAGAGCGACUCCGGGGCCAAUGCCAAUGGAUGGUCCAGGCCGGCGAACCCCUGGACCUGGUUAUCCAGCACCCGACCAAGGUUAUCACCGACCCCCACCCUCGAUGGGUCGCCGGACUCCAGCAGGUCCACCGGGCGGCGCUCCACCGCCAAGCCGGACGUAUACUCCCGCAGGCAAUCCACCUCGCUCACUGACGCAGAAUGACCCAGCGCCUAGUUACCGAAGCUACACUCCGGUCAACAACAAUAAUGGACCGCCGCAGCUUCGACAGCAGGGGAAUGGCGGGUAUGACACCGAUGUGUCGGGAGGCAAUGGAGCGCCUAGUUAUCGAAGCUACACUCCGGCCAACAAUGAACCGCCUCGACAGCAGGGCAAUGGCGGGUAUGUUGCCUUCAACCCGAGCAUGAGCAAUGGGGAAGCUCGUGUGCAGAGCCCAACGUCGCCUACGUACCGCAAUUUUGCACGACCCUCGACGACCAGUCCUGUCAAUGAGGGUGGCUAUCGCGCUAUGCCGGCUAACUAUGCGAGACCUUCGACUACGACGCCGUCGAUGGAACAGGGGCGGAGGGGACAGCCGAACGGACCGUCACCGCCGCCGGCACACUACGACCCGUACUCAUAUGGCAGAGCCAUGUGA
Rasamsonia emersonii CBS 393.64 is the source of this 1920-nucleotide messenger RNA. RefSeq lists its product as uncharacterized. Lineage: Eukaryota; Fungi; Ascomycota; Eurotiomycetes; Eurotiales; Trichocomaceae. The record is from RefSeq and is a predicted model, not a curated record. Gene Ontology annotation, molecular function: potassium ion transmembrane transporter activity. The transcript has 3 exons. Gene Ontology annotation, biological process: potassium ion transmembrane transport. Bases 1 to 1920 code for a protein of 639 amino acids. Gene Ontology annotation, cellular component: plasma membrane.